AUGGCAAUGGCACAGCUUACAUUCGAUCAAGCUAGUGAGCUGAUCCAAGGUUGGUAUUUUGAUAUGAGUGUGGAGUUUUUAGCCGACGAUGAACUGAAUUAUGAACUGACUGCCCGUUCUGUCAGUUUGUCUAUCGGUCUCGAUCGCUCACGAAAACGCAAGUGGCUGCGAGACCAAUUGAAGGUGGAAAGGGAUGAUCCGUCGGGAAAAUGCCCACGAAGAGUAGUGGGUGAUCCUACUGUGGAAGUCGAGGUUUGUACGUAUAAGUUUUCUGAGUUAAAAGGUUGUUUGGAACAGGAGAAUUUAGAGGAAAAGAAGGUUUGUUUUACUAGAAUGGUACAUGUCGGUAUGCGUUUAGUGACUGUGUUAAGAGACUCGCGGGGGUCGCCUAACCUGCACAGUCAGUUGCAAAAUACGGUAGUUGAGUUAGCGGAGAUUGUUGAUAAUUUCUUUCGGGGUACUGCUUCGUCUUCACAGGGGGAUCAGCAAGAGGGAAAUGAUCUUUUAGCUCUGUUGGAUGCAGACAAAGCAGAUGAAAAUCCUAGACCGAGAGUUUCCGUUCUCAGUCAGGAUGACCUUGAUUGGAUCCAUUCGUUGCAAGCAAGAAUUACGGAUCUAGAAGCCGACUUAGCUCGACGAAAAGAAGUAAAAGAUGCUGUAACUCAAACUCUUCCCGAUCAUGCUCAAAUUACUUCAUAUUCACAACACCCCGAUACAAAUUUCAGAACAUUUCAAAACUAUAAUUUUCCGCCUAUAAAGCCUUCCAAUUCAUUCGAUACUUCAUCUAGUUACCAUAAUUUUCGAAAUAUCCCAGAUCGUACAUUAUAUUCUAAUAAUAUACCAGUUCCCAACAAUACAUACAAUAUUCCCUAUCAUCCGACGGGAAUUUCUAAUCCUACUGGAGCAAAUCCCGAAAUGUACAACCAUGCUUCGGCUAUCCCAUCUUUCCCUAAACGAAAUUCACCUCCCAUGUAUAAUGGUGUUCUGCACAAUCCGUACCCCGCACCGUACCACAACCGUCACACUCUUCCUGUGUCCAAAUGGAACAUCACUAAAUACAGUGGUGACGAUCAAGGGCUGAAGCUAAAUGAGUUUCUGGAAAUUGUACAGGCUUUAUCCCAAGCUGAGCAUGUAUCGGAGGUCGAGCUUUUCGAGUCGGCUGUGCAUUUGUUUGUUGGUUCAGCGCUCAAGUGGUAUAUGGCACAAAGAACCACUGGUAGAUUGAUGAAUUGGCAGCAUUUGGUAUUUGAAUUAAAACGCACCUACAUGCACCCUGAUUUGGACGCGUUGAUCAAAAUGAAAAUUUACCAGCGUCGUCAACAAAAACAUGAAUCUUUCCACGAGUACUAUUUCGAAAUCGAGAAACUGUUCAGAACCAUGAGUGUUCAGAUUCCCGAUUACGAAAAAGUACAGAUUCUACAGCAGAAUAUGCGAGUAGAUUACAAGCGACAAAUGACAUUUAUUCCGAUAGUCGACCUUGAAACACUUGUUGCUGCUGGACAGAAAUUAGAUGCAUUAAAUUUCUCGGCAUACAACAAGGUUUUCGGGACGGACAGGAAUGUCCAAGUGGUCGAAAGCUCUGAAAACAAUUCGAAGAAAAAAAAUAAGAACCAAUCCCAGACUCAACAGGUGAUAGAUCAAAACGCAGCAGUGUCUCAGGUCAACCAAAAUAGAAACAAUUCACACACAUCCACUAAUUCGUCUCGUCCCAAUCAACUUCCCAACAAAAACAACCAAUCCUUAUCGAACACCCAAACGAGUCAAAAUUCGUCUCAAAAUACCGCCCGACCAGACCGGGUCGCGGUGCCAUCUGGGUUCAAUUCUCGUCCACAGUUCACGUUGGAAGAAUUGAUAAACACGCACAUUCCCCCACCGGCCAAUACCUGUUACAAUUGCGGGAGGAUUGGUCAUCACGUAGCGAUGUGUAGACAGCCCCGGGGCAUAUUUUGCAACACCCAACGCGUAAGUCAAGACCGUUUUCUUCAACGUACGCCUCCCCCUUACUGGGUGCAGGCCACCAGAGAUAUUUACCCAGAGUCUACGGAAAUUCUUCAAAUUACUUACCCUGUCCCCCACGAUAACCGGCCGUACGCACACGUAAAGAUUUACGGUUACCCGGUACGUGCUCUCCUGGACAGCGGUAGCAAUCAUACGCUUAUUAGCGAAACCCUUUUUUCGCAAUUGAAGUACAAAAAGUUGCAUCGUCCCUCCAAAAACGUGAUUCUACGGUCUGCAAGUGGAGAUGAACUGCAAAUUCAAGGUCAGGCUCAUCUUCCAUUUGCUUUCCAAGGAUGUGUGAAAAUAGUUCCUACUUUGGUAGUUGCAAAUCUGUCCAUAGAUUGUAUCUGCGGAAUGGAUUUUUGGAGGAAAUUCAAAAUUCAGCCCGCGAUGCAAAACUGCGGAGGGAUUGAGUCCACUGCGUCGGCAUCUAUUACCGAACACCGUAGUUCUGCAAAUAUUUUGACCGAUGAUGAAAUUAUGGUGAUCGAGAACGUCAAAAAACUUUUCCUUCCUGCUCAAGAAGGGAAAUUGACCCUGACCAACCGAGCUCAGCAUCGUAUCGUGUUGGGAAAGGAAUGGAAAAAUAAACCACCAGUCCGCCAGUUUCCAUACGUGAUGUCUCCUAAGACGCAGGAUCUGGUAGCCGUCGAGCUGGAACGACUGUUGGUUUUAGGGAUUUUGGAACGGAGCAACUCGGAUUGGUCGCUUAACUGCGUGCCGGUCAUCAAGCCCAACAAAGUUCGGCUCUGUUUGGACGCGCGCAAGAUUAACGAGCGGACUGUUCGGGAUGCUUAUCCGUUGCCUCAUCCCGGUCGAAUUUUAGGUCAACUUCCCAAGGCUAAAUACCUGUCCACGAUAGACCUGUCUGAAGCGUUUCUCCAGGUUCCAUUGGACCAAGAAUCGCGGAAGUACACGGCCUUUUGUGUACAGGGCAAAGGGCUAUUCCAAUACACACGGAUGCCUUUUGGGUUGAUCAACAGUCCUGCUACGUUAGCACGACUGAUGGACAAUGUCCUGGGCCACGGGAUGCUUGAACCGUACGUCUUCGUCUAUCUCGACGACAUUGUUGUGGUGACGGAGACAUUCGAACACCAUGAACGCCUUCUAGUGGAGAUUGCACACGGUCUUCGAGCCAACCCGGAAAAAGUUCGUCCUAUUGUCGAAUACGAACGGCCCAAUACCGUAACAAAACUAAGGAGAUUCCUAGGAAUGGCUAAUUACUAUCGGCGCUUCAUCUUAGACUUUAGCGGGGUGACCGCUGCACUCACAAACCUUCUGCAAAGCAAAACGAAAACCAUCCGUUGGAACGAUGACGCCGAACAGGCAUUUUGCGAAAUCAAAGAGCGGCUGAUAUCUUCACCAGUCUUGGGCAGUCCUGAUUUCAACAAGGAGUUCUGUAUCCAAACGGAUGCUAGUGACGUGGCGGUAGCUGGGGUUCUCACACAAGAACAGGAUGGGGUAGAGCGGGUCAUUUCAUUCUACUCCCAUAAACUGACAACGCCCCAGAAGAACUACCAUGCCGCAGAAAAGGAAGCGCUUGCAGCCAUUCUCGCCAUCGAUGCAUUCCGUGGGUAUAUUGAGGGUUACCAUUUCACCCUAAUAACCGAUUCUUCCGCGCUGACCCAUAUACUCAGUACAAAAUGGAAGGUCGGGUCACGAUGCAGCCGAUGGGCGUUGAAUCUGCAGCAAUUCGAUAUGACCGUCAAGCAUCGCAAGGGCAAGGAGAACGUGGUUCCGGACGCCCUCUCGCGAAGCAUCGCAGCUGUUCAAGAAUCGUCGUGGUACGCGUCAAUGUCCGACAAAGUGGCCCGCCGGCCCGAUGAUUUUGUAGACUUCAAGAUCGACGAUGGUAAACUCUUUAAGUUUAUCACCGUGAACGAUAAUCCCUGUGAUACUCGCUUCGAGUGGAAAAUGAUUCCCCCGCCCACCGAAGUUCCAAAUAUUCUUCGACAGUAUCACGACGAUUGCUUUCAUCCAGGCUACGACAAAACCCUUGCACGGAUCCGUCAAAGAUUCUACUGGCCUAAGAUGGCAGUUGAAAUACGGCGGUACGUUCAACAGUGUGGAAUGUGCAAGGAAGUCAAAGCUUCUUCCGUCCCUGUUGCACCUGCCAUGGGAAACAUGAAAAUUGCCACCCGCCCUUGGCAGAUCGUAUCAGCGGAUUUCAUUGGCCCUCUCCCCCGCACUCGUCGCGGUAGUCAGCACAUUUUGGUAGUUUGUGACUACUUUUCGAAAUGGGUAAUGGUUCAGCCUGUGAGGAAUGUCAGUAGUGCCCCCAUUUUCAUUUCCAAAGAUUUCAAGGAGCUGUUGGAUCGUUUCAAAGUUGCCCACUGGCUCAACUCACGAUAUCACUCACAGGCAAACCCGGUCGAAAGAGUCAACCGAACUAUCAAUGCUGCUAUCAGGACAUACGUGAGGGAGGACCAACGCCUUUGGGACACUCGUGUUUCGGAAAUCGAGAUGGUUUUGAAUACCAGUGUUCACUCGUCGACUGAAUUCACACCAUACUUCAUUACUCACGGGCACGAGUACUCUGAAGUUGGCACCGAUCAUUUACUCACCCGUCUCGAUGUACAGCUGACUUCGGAAGAGAUGGAAGAACGACGAUCGAAAAUGUUUGAGCGAAUCUACGACCUUGUCCGCAAAAAUCUGGCAAAAGCUCACAACGCUUCCCAACAGCACUAUAAUUUACGGCACCGCAAGUUUGCACAAGCUUUCGUAGAGGGACAGCUGAUAUACCGCAGAAACAUGAAACCGUCUAGUGCAGCACAGAACUAUAAUGCCAAAUACGGCCAACAAUUCCUUCCAUGUCGUGUCAAGGCGAAAAUCGGAUCGUCUUCCUAUGAGCUGGAGGAUUUGAACGGCAAAAGUUUGGGUAUUUGGCCAGCUGUUCAUUUGAAACCCGGUUAG
Molecule: messenger RNA, 4911 nt
Organism: Topomyia yanbarensis
Lineage: Eukaryota; Metazoa; Arthropoda; Insecta; Diptera; Culicidae
Exons: 4
Coding region: 1-4911 (1636 amino acids)
Biological process (GO): proteolysis
Molecular function (GO): zinc ion binding; aspartic-type endopeptidase activity; nucleic acid binding
Source: RefSeq, a predicted model, not a curated record